Messenger RNA from Microthlaspi erraticum, 1244 nucleotides. NCBI's taxonomy places the organism in Eukaryota, Viridiplantae, Streptophyta, Magnoliopsida, Brassicales, Brassicaceae. The record is from the annotation of a GenBank genome assembly.
AUGGCUUCGUCCUCUUCGUCUCCUAUUUGGAAGUACGAUGUGUUCCUGAGUUUCCGGGGAGAAGACACCCGCAAGAAUAUCGUCAGCCAUUUGCACAAAGAGCUUGUCAACAGGGGAAUUGUUACCUUCAAGGAUGAUCAAAGGCUUGAGGUCGGCGACUCCAUUUCCGAAGAGCUAACCAGAGCCAUCCAAGACUCCAGAAUCGCUGUUGUUAUUCUAUCACAGAACUAUGCUACAUCUAGCUGGUGCCUGGACGAACUCGUAAUGAUAAUGAAUCUUCGCUUGAAGAAAGAGAUGAAAGUCGUCCCCGUUUUCUAUGGAGUUGAUCCUUCUCAUGUGAGACAUCAGACUGGGAGUUUCACGUUCGACAAGUACCAAGGCUCAGAAAUCGCUAACAAGGUCGUGAAAUGGAGAGAAGCGCUCUCGCGGAUCGCCAGCAUAGCAGGCAAGGAUUCUGCAACUUGUGAGAACGAGGCCAUCAUGAUUGAAGAGAUUGUGGAAGGCAUUUCAAACAAGUUGUUUGUUAUGCAGCCAGUAGAUUUCAGUGAUCUUGUUGGAAUGGACGAUCACAUGGAACGACUGAAUCCUCUGUUGAGUUUGGAAUCUGAGAAAGAGGUUCGGAUGAUAGGAAUCUGGGGAAUGGGAGGCAUUGGCAAAACCACCAUCGCCAGGUGUCUCUUUGACCUGUUUUCAAGGCCAUUUACAGCUCGUUGCUUUCUUGAAAACGUUUCGAAGAUUUGUAGAAAGCAUAGUGUCUCGUAUUUACGGGAAAAGUUUCUUUCGACCACACUUUGUCUCUCCAAGAACUCGGGCGUAGAACUUGGACCCCAGGAGAUUAAGGCGAGAUUUGGAAACCGCAAAGUCUUUGUUGUCCUUGAUAAUGUGGAUGACAUGAAACAGGUGCGUGCCCUGGCUAAAGAGUCUAGCUGGUUUGGUCCAGGCAGCCGAAUCAUCAUAACAACUCGGGACAAGGGCUUGCUUAAAUCAUGCGGAGUAAGAACUGUAUAUGAAGUUAAGUGCUUGGAUACUGAUGCUGCUCUUAAGAUAUUUAACCAGUUGGCUUUCGAAGGAGGGUUUCCUCCUGAUGAAAUUUAUGAAAAACUGUCAAUCCGAGCGGCGUGGCUUGCACAAGGUCUUCCGGCCGCUAUUGAAGCUUACGGUUUAUAUUUCCGAGGAAUGACAUCUUUGAAGGAGUGGGACGAUGCGUUAUGUAGAUUUAUGAGGACUCCUGAUGGAAAUGUCAA